UACAGUUAGCCGAAUACUUUAUUUCGAAGCGUGGCGGCGCUUUUUGCGCAUAAAAAUAACAAACUAUUUGUGAAAUUUCAAGAAAACAUAACUUAUUUUUAGUAUGGAUGAUCACGGAGUGUUGAGCCUAGUGAAGAAGGUGGUGCACUCGCUGGUGGUCUCCUCACCCGGAAGAAUGACGAUCGAAAAGCUAAUGCGCGAUUACCGAAGCGAAGAGGGCUGCACUUUGCCACACCACAAAUUGGGAUUCAAUGACGCCGAAUCCUUCCUCCGCUCGAUUCCGGAUACAGUAAAGGUGAUUGGCCACGGACCCGUGGCCAGUGUAACUGCGGUGACCACCGCCAAAUCGGCGCAUAUUCAGCAACUUGUGCAGUGCCAAAGGAAGCCCAGCAACAGGUCCAGAAAUCGACCCAAUCACAAACCCAAGUAUUGCUAUGCAUCCGAGCGUUCCAAUUUGAUCUUCAUAAACGAAAGUAUCCGGAAAACGAAUGCUAGAAAAAUGCAGAAUAGAACAUAUCAGCGGCCCAAGGAUCUCAACAUACCCGUUUCAUAUCCCAACUAUACUCGACUGAUGUAUCCCGUUCACACUCCGGUUGUCUACAACAAUAUUAACGCCAUGAUCUGCGCCGCACAGCAGCAGGUGCUUUUUAAUUACUACCAGCUGCAGUAUUAUCAUUAUCUUCUAUCGCUGAUUUAUCCAUAUCCUUGUUCGCAGAACACCCCAAAUCCGCAACCGAAGUACUCUUCAAAUCCCCAACAGCAAACGCUACCAAAGAUUAUUCCAAAACUUAAGGAGGUGAAACUAACCAAUCCUGAGCCAUUGGAAGUUCAAGGACAAGCGAAGAAGAGUUUUCAACCACAGGACAUUUUAAGACCGACUCCUGAGCUUAAACAAGCAAGUUUGACUCAGAAGCUGGAGAAGGAAACCAAGGAGAUGAAGGAAGCUUUCGAAAAUCUUUCGGUAGAUGUUGAUUCCUCCGGUUACCAUGACUACGAGGAAUACGAAAUAUUUGAGUCUGACGAGGAGCAAUUUGCAAAAGAUCCUUUCGGCUCUAGAGAAAGAGUACAUGCUCCUCAAACUGCCGUUGUAAUUGGAGAUUCAUCGGAAAAAGAUGUGGCAGUGGCGCUCGAACUGGAGCCAGUCACCCAGCCUCAGCCUGAUCUCUUAUCCAAGCCAACUAUUCAGGAGGAUAUUGCCAAGCCCCUGGAACUCCAAGAGCCCUUCCUUAAUUAUGAGUCCUCCGAUGAUGGCGACGAAGAAAAUGCCGUUCCAGGAUAUGCUGUGGACGAUCGAGUUCUAGGUGUGGAUUAUCCCAAAGAUUCUGUUCGAUGUGAUUUCAAGCUUCCUGUUCGCGAUAUUACUGAUGUUGUUCAGUUGGAGCAGCGCAUGGAGGUGCAGUUGGUGAAGGUGGACAAUCCGCACAGCUUCACCUUUUGGGUAUACAACGAAGAGUUUAAUGACUACAGGGCUUUAUCCUGCAAUAUGCAAAUGUUUUACGAAGGUCUUGAUUCGGAUAAAUACACUAUGCCGCUUUGCUUAAUCACCACAGGUCAUCUCUGCGUGGUGCGCUCCAACAUUUCGAGUGUGUGGGAAAGAGCCCAAGUGUUAGGGCACCGACCGAAUAAUAUCAAGAAGACCAUCGAGGUGGAGCUGAUCGACACCGGCGUCAUAAUGUGUGUGAGCCACAAAGAAGUCAAGUUUCUGAUGAAAGAGUUUGCCAUCCUACCGGCGCAGUGUUUGGUCGGUCGAUUGGCCUUUAUAACUCAGUGGAAGAGUCCGGCUUGGUGCGCAGAAGCCGUUAACUUCUUCUAUAGGAUGGUUUCCUAUCGCAGACUUUACGCCAAGGUCGAAGCUAUCAACAACAACACUGCUUAUUUGGUGUUGGUCGAUCCGGACAGCAAAGCACCCAAUAUUAACUUGAACAAGUCCCUUAUCGACUCCGGUUUGGUGCGCCGCUGCAUCUCAGCUUAGAUUCAAAUUAAUAUAAUUUUUCAUACAUCACCAGUUUUUCGUUUCUAGUGUUAUAUAUUAUUAUUAACUAUUACUAUCUAUUAUUGCUAAACUCCAACGUAUCGGCAUGGGAAGCCAAAUUGAUUUUUUUAUGUUUUCAAUUAGGAUUUAAAUAAAACUCGUUUUCGUAUUAUUUUAAGGCAAA
This is a messenger RNA of Drosophila rhopaloa, 2156 nucleotides long. RefSeq lists its product as uncharacterized. NCBI's taxonomy places the organism in Eukaryota, Metazoa, Arthropoda, Insecta, Diptera, Drosophilidae. The coding region runs from base 104 to 1972 and encodes 622 amino acids. The transcript has 5 exons. The record is from RefSeq and is a predicted model, not a curated record. Gene Ontology annotation, biological process: spermatogenesis.